AUGACUUUGAAACUGAUUGACUUUGGUUACUCUGCCCAUAUAGAUACAACUUCAACUGGCACUAUUUUUAAUCAUUUUUCCGGUACACUCAAAUAUGCGCCACCAGAAUGGUUUCGAUCUAAGCAGUACAAUGGCAUCAAUGCGGAGAUUUGGACUCUUGACGCGCUGCUCUACCGAAUGAUCACUGGAGUGCAUCCAUUUAAAAACAUAAAAGAGAUCAGUAACGCAAAUGUGAUGUUUAAGAAGAACAAGCCAGCUCCGUCUGUCAAAUGUCAAAAUCUGAUUUGCAAGUAUCUGGCUCUGGACCCCUGUAAUCGCCCCACAUUGGAGAACAUACAACGUCAUCCUUGGCUUAACGUUGCUUCAAAAUAA
This is a messenger RNA of Rhagoletis zephyria (snowberry fruit fly), 372 nucleotides long. The record is from RefSeq and is a predicted model, not a curated record. NCBI's taxonomy places the organism in Eukaryota, Metazoa, Arthropoda, Insecta, Diptera, Tephritidae.